Molecule: messenger RNA, 1383 nt
Organism: Suricata suricatta (meerkat)
Lineage: Eukaryota; Metazoa; Chordata; Mammalia; Carnivora; Herpestidae
Gene: PHB2
Product: prohibitin 2
Exons: 10
Coding region: 157-1056 (299 amino acids)
Biological process (GO): mitochondrion organization
Cellular component (GO): membrane; mitochondrion
Source: RefSeq, a predicted model, not a curated record
GGAUUUAGAAAGGAGCGCACUUCCGGUGCCCUUUCUCCCGCAGGCACCACCGGCCCCGGACCCUCGUGUGAAGAGUGCGAUCUCAAAACUGGAGCUGGGUAGAGGCGGGCCGGCACCCGCUUCUGACCUCUGGUGUCGCCGGCCUCAGAAUUGGACAUGGCCCAGAACUUGAAGGACUUAGCGGGGCGGCUGCCCUCCGGGCCCCGGGGUAUGGGCACGGCGUUGAAACUGCUGCUGGGGGCCGGCGCCGUGGCUUACGGCGUCCGCGAAUCUGUGUUCACCGUGGAAGGCGGGCACAGAGCCAUUUUCUUUAAUCGGAUCGGUGGCGUGCAGCAGGACACCAUUCUGGCCGAGGGCCUUCACUUCAGGAUCCCCUGGUUCCAGUACCCCAUCAUCUAUGACAUUCGGGCCAGACCCCGAAAAAUUUCCUCCCCGACAGGCUCCAAAGACCUGCAGAUGGUGAAUAUCUCUCUGCGCGUGCUGUCUCGUCCUAAUGCCAUGGAGCUUCCUAGCAUGUACCAGCGCCUUGGGCUAGACUACGAGGAACGAGUGCUACCGUCCAUUGUCAACGAGGUGCUCAAGAGUGUGGUGGCCAAGUUCAAUGCUUCACAGCUGAUCACCCAGAGGGCCCAGGUAUCCUUGUUGAUCCGGCGGGAACUGACAGAGAGGGCCAAGGACUUCAGCCUCAUACUGGAUGAUGUGGCCAUCACAGAGCUGAGCUUUAGCCGAGAGUACACAGCCGCUGUGGAAGCCAAACAAGUGGCUCAGCAGGAGGCCCAACGAGCCCAGUUUUUGGUGGAAAAAGCAAAGCAGGAACAGCGGCAGAAGAUUGUGCAGGCCGAGGGUGAGGCUGAGGCCGCCAGAAUGCUUGGAGAAGCCCUGAGCAAAAACCCUGGCUAUAUCAAGCUGCGCAAGAUCCGGGCGGCCCAGAACAUCUCCAAGACAAUUGCCACGUCACAGAACCGCAUCUAUCUCACUGCUGACAACCUUGUCCUAAACCUACAGGAUGAAAGUUUUACCCGGGGCAGUGACAGCCUCAUCAAGGGUAAGAAAUGAGCCUAGUGACCAGGAACUCCACAGCCAGAGAAGUGGAUAUGUUUCUCCCCUGGUUUUUGAGGAGUCGGCUCGGGUCCAGCACAACCCUCAACCCACCCCCCAGUAUCAUGUGAUGGUCCCUUCUGCAUCUGGCCUCCCAGCCCUUCUUGGAUGAACAAAGCCUGACCAGUUUUGGGGGGAAUGAUUUUGCUCCUCCCUGUGUUGGCCAAAGGUGUUGGGACAGUGUGAUUUCUGAGUGAUUUCCUAGUGUUGGUUCCUCCCGCCAGGUUGGGAGGCUAUAACCACCAACCCAGGAAUUCUCAAUAAAUUUUUAUUUCUUAAGCUGAA